GUCCAGGCCUGUGGUGAAUCUAACCGCGGAGAUGAGCCACACUCCCGACAGGAUCCCCCUGUGGAAGUUUGUCUGUCCAAUGGGGAACUUCCCAGAGAAAGUAUCCACCUGCAACAUCACGAUCUGCUUCAAUAUCUCUCUCGCAACUUCGGGAUCGGGAGCAGGGCACGGUCCACUCUCUGCCCUACUGUGGUACAGCGUGCGCCUGGAUGGGCAGAAGCAGGUACCCAGAGUGGUGUUUGACACUGAGGAGAGGGAGCUCGGCCUAAGCUGGGCAGUCACUGACGGGCACCACUGUUACACACAUGAGCUCCUCCUUUCGGCCUGCGUGAAUGACUAUCUCAAUCCCGUUGGCGUCCACAUCAAUUUCUCACUCGCGGCGCUGCCCAACGGGUCCUGGGCCGACCUCGCGCCCAUCCUGAACGAACACGGCGCCAGGGCGCUGGCCCAGAUGGUCCCCAUUGAGAUUAACUGCGGCGAAGACAAUGUGUGCGUGGACCACCUCCACGUGACCUUCCACGCAGAGAGGGAGGUACUGGUUGGCGCCGCCUCCCUCCUCGAACUGCGCGUCUCGGUGUCCAACCGGGGCGAGGAUUCGUACCGGGCCUCCGUCACCUUCCACCAGCCCCUGGGCCUGCAUUUCCGAAAACUCCACAACCUCCAGUCAACGCGUGUGGAAUGCGCGUCCAACAGCAGCUCUGUCGAUAACCUCACGGGGGAAUUCACCUGCAACGUGAGCCAUCCCAUCUUGCAGAGCCAUGCAUUGGCCGUGUUUAUACUGACCUUUGAGGUGGGUGAUGUGAAUGUCUCGGAAGAGGGGCUAAGGAUCAGAGCUGAAGCCAAGAGCGAAAAUCCCACAGGAAUUUCCGAGGACAGUGUCCAUGAGCAGACCAUCCCUGUGAAGUACGCUGUCAAACUCUUCGUGUCACGGGUGUCUUCCACUCGCUACGUCACAUUCACAGAGAGGAGCAGCGAGGAGAGGAGGAUCAAACACGUCUACAAGGUGGAGAACAUCGGGGGCAGGGCCGUGCCCAUCAAUGUGACGGUCAAAGCCUCUGAGGAAGUAGCGGGCCUCGUGAGGUGGAUGCCGGAGCUCACCAUGACAUUUCAAGAGAGCAGUGCCCCCCGGUGUCGGGACAUCGAGGGGAGGGAGCCGAGCGCGGGGCGAGAGGAGGAAGGGCCUGAACUUUCCAAGAGCAAGAUCCGCUCAGUGAUGCUUGUCUUGGAGAACAACUGCCGGCUGCACCUUAUCUUGGAUGGAAUAGUGCGGACCAUCGGAAAUAUACCUCCCAUCGACACCAAACUAACGAUGGAGAGUGAAGUCUACAUCCGGCUGGAUUCACGGCAUUUUGUGAACAUAGUCACCGGAAUGAACCACAGAGCACAGAGCGCGACGGGGGUGGAAUUUCAGAAAUGGUACAAUCCACUGCCAGUAAUUCUCGGGAGCACACUGGGGGGUUUUCUACUUCUCGCAGUCUUAGGCUUCGCUCUGUACAAGUGCGGGUUUUUCAAGCGUAAUUUCAAGGACAGGCUGUGUGAUGGUGACGGAGCGUGCGAUCACCCAACCGCUGAGCCCGAGGGCGGCACAACGCCCGAAAACUGCCAGGGAAUGAUGACAGCAGAGCCGCCAUCCCCCUGAGACUUCGGUAACCGACCGGACCAAAGGUGCAAAACCUGCUGGAAAACUCACUGGAGUGCAGAUCCUCUUCCCUUAUCGCGCGUCGGUCGAUCGUCUCGCUUGCUUUCCUCGCUUUCCCAGAGAUCUGGGGGGUGCGCAGUUCAUGGGUCGGAUCAACUCAGCGGGGCUGAAGUGCUGGGAGGGUUGGGGGAAGGGCCUGGAAUCACGGUGAUCUGCUCCCGUCCGCUCCAGCCCCCUACAUACCCUCUCCCUAUCUCUGUCACCCCCUGCACCCCCUCCCUCUCUCCGUCACCCCUUCCCUCUCUCUCUGUGAUCUCCUCAAACCAAGCUGCAGUGAUAGAAUUUGUGGUCUUUUCUCUGGAGUUCUUCCAGUUGGUACAUUUCAACCGUAAUCGUGCUUUUAUUCCGGUUUUGAUUUAUUUUUGGUUG
This is a messenger RNA of Stegostoma tigrinum, 2068 nucleotides long. Its product is annotated as integrin alpha-M-like. Gene Ontology annotation, biological process: cell-matrix adhesion; cell adhesion mediated by integrin; integrin-mediated signaling pathway. The transcript is spliced from 15 exons. The coding region runs from base 32 to 1639 and encodes 535 amino acids. Gene Ontology annotation, cellular component: integrin complex; external side of plasma membrane. Gene Ontology annotation, molecular function: integrin binding. The record is from RefSeq and is a predicted model, not a curated record. Lineage: Eukaryota; Metazoa; Chordata; Chondrichthyes; Orectolobiformes; Stegostomatidae.